CGGUUCCAGGAGUACUGCGCGACGCUUUACGAAGAAACAAUUUCCUCAUUGAGGCUAGAGCCGCUCAACGAGACUGUUAUUUUUAGAGCAAAAAGAUAAUUCCAAAGAUAGACGUCACGGAUUCCGUUAACGAACUGUUUUGCACUUAUGUCAGCGCUUUUGCGCCCGAUGACGCAUUACGCCAUGUAUUUUCGUUUUACUUGAGCCGGUCGCCUUUGACGUAGCACUACGUUUCUUACGUCUAAUCUUAGCAAUGUUGGUUGCUAUGCCAUGCUAGACACGCUCCCGCAGCACGUGAGUCGUUUUUCUUUCAAGUUUCAGCCGAUGCAUUCAUUUUUUGUUCGAUCUAAACGAUACUCUUUGUCCGAUCCUCGCCAGACGCGUCACGGGACGGAACGGUAUCGGAGCAGAAAGCGUAAUUAUAUUAACGGCGCCACAAGUGUCCGUUUCCUGCCAGAACCGCCGCACACGAAACUGGCAGCUCCGAUUGCAUACGCGUGCGCGUGCUUACGCGGAUUCGCGUGUCUGCACGCGUGCAGUCCGCCUGCAGUUCCGGCACGAGCCUCGCCACGCUUCUUUCACGGGCUCGCGAGUUUUCGUUCUUUCCUUCGGGUUUGCCUCGUCGUCGGUUAGUCAGUCGUCAACCACGUCAAACUAAUUCAUAUCAAAUACAAAGCUUCUCUAACUACUCAGCUCCAUGCUGUCCGCCGUUGCAGAAAUGCAACUUUGCGAAACAUUCUUUAAAUAUUAGGUAGGAGCGAGAAAGGUUCUCUCUCGGUGGGAUACGGGGACGCGAUUUGUUGCGGUACCACGAGAUUCGCGCGAUCCGAGAUGAGCGAGCGACCCUGGUAUUCGCUCCUGCGUGACGGCGACUCGAGGAUGAUGAUGUACAAGCAGGCGGAGUUCGAGGACGAGGACAACAGCAGCAUCGGGUCCGUAGCUUUGAACAGCGAGGGCAUCAGCACGUCCGCGACGCACAUUAGAUACCGUUCGGGGACGUCGCUGUGGAGAGCGAGAAGUACGUUGGAGAGAUGCCUUUUUAUCAUUUGCGCCGGCCUCUUGCUGAUGGUUGUGCUGCUGUCUAUUGUUAUCAGCAGCAAGAACGGUUGGAACGAGGCGCAGAUACUACACGUGACUUCUCACGGAGAAGACGGUACGUACUGCCUGACGGAGCACUGCGUGACCGUGGCGGCGUCCAGCAUAAACAGUAUAGAUCGGUCCGUCGAUCCGUGCGAAGAUUUCUACGAGUACGCCUGUGGCGGAUGGAUAAAAAAGAACCCUAUACCGGAUGGGAACAGCAUGUGGGGAACAUUCAGCAAACUGGAGCAAGACAACCAGUUGGUGGUCAAGAAUGUUCUUGAAAAACCAAUGAGCGACAUGAAGUCGAAGGCCGAGAAGAAGGCGAAGUAUUACUUCUUGUCGUGUAUGGACGCGAACGAUACCAUCGAGACGCUGGGCGCGAAGCCUAUGCUCGACUUGCUGGACACCAUCGGCGGUUGGAACGUUUCCGGAAAGUUCAAUCUGAGCGCUUGGUCCUUGCAGAACAGCAUGCAACUUCUGCAAAAUGUUUACAACAUGGACGGUUUGUUUACAUGGGCGGUGAACGAAGACGAUCGAAAUAGUACCAGACACAUUAUACAAAUCGAUCAAGGUGGUCUGACCUUGCCCACCGCCGACAAUUACUUGAACGUCACCGAAAACGGCAAAGUGUUGUUAGCAUAUUUGGAUUACAUGACAAAGAUCGGCGUGCUGCUAGGUGGCGAGAGGAACUCUACCAGGUCGCAGAUGCGGGAAGUGAUAGAGUUUGAGACGAAGCUGGCGAAGAUUAUGACUCCGCUGGAGGAACGCAGGGACGAAGAAAAGCUUUACAACUUGAUGUCGUUGGACGAACUUCAACGUAAAGCACCCUUCAUGUCCUGGGUGGAUUAUUUUCAAAACGCGACGCAUCUCGUUAACAAGAAAAUCAAUAGCAAAACGAUGAUCGUCAACUUUGCGCCGGAAUACUUCGUCAAGCUGUCGAAACUUGUGCUGGAGUAUAACGAGACGAACUCUGGAAAAGUAGUACUGAAUAACUAUCUGGUUUGGCAAACGGUGAGGUCUCUGACGGGGUGCUUGUCGAAACCUUUCCGCGACGCUUACAAGGGCCUAAAGAAAGCCUUGAUCGGCUCGGAGGGACGCGAGGAACAGUGGCGUUAUUGCGUCAGCGAUACGAACAACGUGAUGGGCUUUGCCAUCGGCGCGAUGUUCGUCAGAGACGUCUUCCACGGGAAGAGCAAACCCAUGGCGGAGAAGAUGAUUGAUCAAGUGCGCAGAGCUUUCACGAAGAAUUUGAAGAAUCUCGAUUGGAUGGACGCGGAUACCAGAAGAGCCGCAGAGGAGAAAGCGAACGCUAUUACUGACAUGAUCGGUUUUCCGAAUUUCAUUCUGAACCCCAGCGAGCUCGACAACCUUUACAAAGAUUUGACCAUCAAGCAGAACGAAUAUUUCCAGAAUAAUAUACAAGUGAAUAAGUACAAUUUGCGGAAGAACUUGGAGAAGCUCGAUCAACCCGUGAACAAGACCACUUGGAUCAUGACUCCACCCACUGUGAACGCUUACUACAGGCCUACCAAAAACCAGAUGGUCUUCCCCGCUGGUAUCCUGCAGAGUCCGUUCUACGAUAUGGAGAACCCUAAUAGCUUAAAUUUUGGCGGCAUAGGAGUUGUCAUGGGGCACGAGCUAACUCACGCAUUCGAUGAUCAAGGAAGGGAAUACGACUUACAUGGGAACUUGAAUCAAUGGUGGAACAACGCUACGAUAGAGAGAUUCAAAAAUAGAACGGAAUGUUUCGUGGAACAGUACAACAGCUUCGAGGUACACGGUCGUCACGUGAACGGACGUCAGACUUUGGGAGAAAAUAUUGCGGAUAACGGAGGCCUUAAAGCAGCGUAUCACGCGUACAUCACGAAGCCUAAAAGCUACAAGGAUCAGCUACCAUUACCUGGUCUCAAUCUAACGCAUCGUCAGCUGUUUUUCUUGAAUUUUGCUCAGGUCUGGUGUUCGGCUGCAACGUCCGAGGCGAUAGCUCUCCAAAUCGAGAAAGAUUCUCACUGUCCACCCAAGUACAGAGUGAUCGGUCCGCUCUCAAACUUGCCGGAAUUCGCCACAGAAUUCAAUUGUUCGAACGGCUCGCGAAUGAAUCCGGUACACAAGUGCGAGGUGUGGUAACGCGCCAUAUUUCGAUCGCUUUGAUUUCCGGUAUUGUGAACGGAGUCGUCGAAUGGCUCCGUUUUUAUUAAAUUCGUACGGUCAUCGAAUAACUCGAUGGAGAACGAAUUACUUAAAUCGGCCGAGAGCCAAUUCUACUUGUGGGUUAGCGAUUCGAAUCACGACGACGAAUCUUUGGGAGAUUUAGCGCAACGGCGACUGUCUUUACGAAUCGCUGGUACCUCGUGUAAAACGUUGAGACGGUUUGAAUUUAUUUCGAACGAUGUUACGUGAACGAGAGUAUUGAUUCCGCGACGCGAUUUUACUCAGACCGGUCAAGUACUUCCAUUUGUUGAAUCCCUGAUUGUUGAUUUACCGAGAGCCGAGAAGAUCGCAGCGAGCCAAACUUGCGACUCUGAAUGUUUGCAACGAAUAUGCCAGAGAUGCAAUUUUAUAUACCGAUCCAGGUCCGAAAUUUCUGUGAGUCGGAUGAGUCAUGAUGCAGAUUUCGACGUCUCGAUUUUAUCGGUCGUCAGGAUGGCCGCAAUGUCAGUGUUAAGGCACUAGGACCAUCGUAUGAAUUUAUUGAUCUUCUUAUAUAGCUACUUUAACGCGCCCAAAAGCGCCAGUUUUUCACACUAAUCAAUGUUCACUGUGGUUCAUCGUGAUCGAUCGAGGCAAUUAUUUACCGAACCGACCGACAUUGCACCGUAAGCGAACGUAAAGUCAUUUUUCACUUUUAUACUUGGAAUACAGUAUUAUUCGAUUGUCAGUCGAUUCGAGUUCACGAUACGAAAGAUUUAAAUAAAAUUUUCGCGACAACUCGUGCUUCUGGAACGCGCGUACAACAACGUUGCGUCGAAGAUCUAUGAAACUGAUAUAUCCAGGAGAACGUUUUAAUCUUACCUACGCGACAGUAUAUUACUUUCUUAUGUGCUAAGAUACAAAGGAUGAACUAUUAUUUAAGGUCGAUUUCACCUUCUUUUGCUCGCAUCAGGGAGAUUCUUAAAGAUCUCGAUGAGCCAUAGCGACCGUGAAUCGUAAGCGUGGUGCCAUAAUUUUUGCAGGCAGGAUCUAGCGUUAAGCUUAAGAAAUUUAAUUUUAUAAACAAGCUACGGGCUAGUUACAUAGAGCGGAGUUAGUACGUUAAUAUAGGGAGCGCGAUUUCACGCACUACGGGUGUUGAGACUAAAUAUUUUUAAAUGUGCUUAAGUGUAUAUUUUUGUUUUGUGUUUUGUGCAACUCAGUACUCGAGCGAAUCAAAAAGUUUUGUUUUUUUAUUCGUUAGAGAUGUAUAUCGCGGAUUGUAUACAGUAUAGGUAUAAACUAAAUUAUUAUCUAAUUUAAGAAAUUAUUUGUACAAAAUGGUGUUGAUAGCAGGUUUCCACGCGUCCACCUUCGAGAUCUUUCUAAUCAAACGAUUAUAAAGGACAAGAAAUGUGUAGUGAGUCUUUCGAGAUAAGUACACUGUAACUGAUACGUCUGUUAACGAUAUGCCGUGAAUCUUUAUUUUUGAUUGUUUCAAAGUAUUGUUAAGUAUAGUUAAUAGAAAGAAAGGCAACUGUGGCAGAUGUUGUAUACUUUAAGCGCGUACGAUGUUCGAGUGGUUCUUUUUAUACUCAUUUGGUGACGAAUGAGAACAAAAUUGUCAGCAAUCCCCUUUUCUGUGUAUGUUACAUUUAUAAACGAGCAAAGCUAGUUAUGUCAAUAAUUCGUCAAUGCCGAAACGCGAGAGAAUGAUACAACAAUUUUGUGCGUCGUGCGAGUAGUCCUUAGAGUGCGACAAUUAUUUCGAUUGCGCCACUAAUAUUAUACAUCAUUGGAGAUAUUUAUUAAUGACGCACGUGUAAAUCAAU
This is a messenger RNA of Colletes gigas, 5042 nucleotides long. RefSeq names its product endothelin-converting enzyme homolog (gene Nep3). NCBI's taxonomy places the organism in Eukaryota, Metazoa, Arthropoda, Insecta, Hymenoptera, Colletidae. The coding region runs from base 832 to 3207 and encodes 791 amino acids. The transcript has 14 exons. Gene Ontology annotation, molecular function: metalloendopeptidase activity. Gene Ontology annotation, biological process: protein processing. Gene Ontology annotation, cellular component: plasma membrane. The record is from RefSeq and is a predicted model, not a curated record.